This is a messenger RNA of Diaporthe citri, 1992 nucleotides long. RefSeq lists its product as uncharacterized. NCBI's taxonomy places the organism in Eukaryota, Fungi, Ascomycota, Sordariomycetes, Diaporthales, Diaporthaceae. The transcript has 2 exons. Gene Ontology annotation, biological process: ubiquitin-dependent protein catabolic process. Bases 1 to 1992 code for a protein of 663 amino acids. Gene Ontology annotation, cellular component: nucleus. The record is from RefSeq and is a predicted model, not a curated record. Gene Ontology annotation, molecular function: ubiquitin binding; ubiquitin protein ligase binding.
AUGUUGCUGAGAAUCCGUGGGCCUGAUGGCAUGCUGCGCAUCAAUGUCAAAGAGACGGACUCCUUUGCAGACGUUGCCACCAAGUUCUUGGCCGAACUCCCACCCACCGUCGAUCCCACCACGAUUACCUUCUCCAACGCACCCGGAGGCAACGACUACAAGACUGUUGCUGAAGUAGGGCAUGUGAAUGUUGCCCAGACUGGUCUCAAACAUGGCGACGUGGUCUUCAUAAGAUACCAACAUGCCCAGGUCAUGGGCAAUGGCAAUGCGAACGGGGACACAGACAAGGGCAAGGCGCCGUUGGCAUCCUCUACGAACCGACUGAAUGGGAAGCCCAUCCUACCGACCGAGGACCUCCCCAUCGACCCACCGCCCCUGACCUCGCCGAACGAGAGGAUCAAGAAUCCAUGGGAGGUCGUCGUGCAGUCCAAGCUCGACGACUCCCUGGACAAGAAGACCGGCAAGAUCCCUCGGAAGAUGGAUACCAUGUGCCGCCACGGCCCCAAGGGCAUGUGUGAUUACUGCCAGCCCCUAGACCCUUUCGACUCUAAGUACCUCAACGAGAAGAAGAUCAAGUAUAUGUCAUUCCAUGCAUACCUCAAGAAGAUCAACGCAGACAAGAACAAGCCCGAGUUGGGCAGCUCCUACAUUCCUCCCCUCGUCGAACCAUACUACCGGGUCAAACGCGACUGUCCCUCAGGCCACCCACAGUGGCCGGAAGGCAUCUGCACGAAAUGUCAGCCGAGUGCUAUCACGCUGCAGCCCCAGCAAUUCCGGAUGGUCGACCACGUCGAGUUUGCCUCUCCAGCCAUCAUCGACACGUUCCUGAACGCUUGGCGCAUGACCGGGACUCAGCGGCUAGGCUUCUUGUACGGCAGGUACGAAGAAUACGAGGUCGUUCCGCUGGGGAUCAAAGCUGUGGUGGAAGCCAUUUAUGAGCCGCCGCAGGUGGACGAGAUAGAUGGGAUCAACCUGAACCCUUGGGAGAACGAGAAGGAGGUUACAGAUGUUGCGAGGUUGUGCGGCUUGCAACAAGUUGGUGUGAUAUGGACCGAUCUUCUCGACGCGGGAAAUGGAGACGGGACUGUGGUGUGCAAGCGACACGAGGACUCGUAUUACAUCGCGUCACAGGAGAUCACUUUCGCCUCCCGCUUGCAAGCACAGCACCCAAAGCCUUCGAAGUGGAGUGACACGGGUCGCUUUGGCUCGGACUUUGUCACCUGCGUCAUCUCGGGUAACGGAGAGGGUGGUAUUGAAAUCAGUGCAUACCAAAUGACCAACGACGCCGUGGAGAUGGUCAGGGCCAACAUCAUCGAGCCUUCUGCUGAUCCUGGAAGAAUGCUGGUGCAGGAGGAGGAGGAAGACGAUGGGUCAACCAGCCGGACACGGUACAUACCCGAGGUGUUCUACCGCAAGAUCAACGAAUACGGCGCCAACGUGCAAGAGAACGCGAAACCGGAUUUCCCGGUUGAGUACUUGUUCGUGACCUUGACUCACGGUUUUCCCGACAACGCACAGCCGACGUUCACGGACUUGGGCUUCCCAGUUGAGAACCGCGAGUACAUGGGCGAGGCUCAGGACCCAAGCGCUGUCGCGCAGAAGCUCAAGGCCAGCUCAAAGUCAGACAAUGGACAACUCGUCGUCUCGAACUUCCACUUCCUGUGCUUCCUGCACGGCAUGGGCAUAUUGAGCAAGGAUGAGGAAGCCCUUCUCUGCCGUGUGGCAACAGGCCACGACCUCGCGGAUGCGUUCCAGCUGAAAUCAACAACAGGGUGGCAGACAUUACUGGCAAUCUUACAGUCGACUGGUGAGAGAAUCCCCAAACGCGGCCUUGAGGAGCUGAUGGACCUGGACUCCAGCUCCGGCUCUUCCUCCCCUUCUCAUACACCCCAUUACGACCCAGCUACCGAACAUCUUGCUAAGCGCGUUGCUGCCGUUAGGCUGAACUCGACCCUACCAAAAGAUGCCAUCAACGAAACGGUUUCGAAUUGA